Messenger RNA from Symbiodinium pilosum, 585 nucleotides. The record is from the annotation of a GenBank genome assembly. NCBI's taxonomy places the organism in Eukaryota, Dinophyceae, Suessiales, Symbiodiniaceae.
AUGGCUUUUGAUGACGCAGACUCACCUUCAGGUCGCGAUCGACGGCUUAUGCUGCAGCGGAAAAUGCAGAGGGCGAUGACCCAGCUCACGCCACAAGUCAAGGGCCCGCCGCGCCACUAUGGCGGGGACUUCGCCUUCGUUGGCGCAGCAUACGUGCUAAGAGUCCACAAAGGAGCAGGUCCAUUGCAGUGGCUGAACAGCCUUACGCAGAGGCUGUUCGACUUGGACAGUUUGGUUCUGACAGCAGACGGUGGCUUCAAGAGGCCAGGGCAGGAAGAGCCGCUCUUUCCUAUUGGCAACUUCUCACUCAAAUGGCGCUGGGAUGCAUCAGCUUGCAAGCUCAUCAUCGACUUCUGGAAAGACAUGAAGUUGCUUGAAUGGCGCUGGGACGAGCUGAUUCCGAGCAAGGAUUUGCGCUUUCCCAGUCUGGUGCCAGACUGGUCUGGAACGGGACAUGUUGGAGGCAGUUCAUUUAGCUACUCCAUGUUGAGCAUCGUGGCCGAGAACUUCCAAAAAGCCGAACAGGCGGAGAUGAAGCAGUCGCUUCAGUGUGUGGAAUCUGGCGGAGGAGAUCCUGAAGCUUGA